This is a messenger RNA of Haplochromis burtoni (Burton's mouthbrooder), 3503 nucleotides long. Its product is annotated as exostosin-1. Gene Ontology annotation, molecular function: glycosyltransferase activity. The transcript is spliced from 10 exons. Lineage: Eukaryota; Metazoa; Chordata; Actinopteri; Cichliformes; Cichlidae. Gene Ontology annotation, cellular component: membrane. The annotation marks the transcript as partial. The record is from RefSeq and is a predicted model, not a curated record.
UCUAAAAAUGUGUCUUUGCAUAGGUUUGACUACCAGGAGCUACUUCAUAACUCUACCUUCUGCCUGGUGCCACGGGGCCGGCGUCUUGGAUCUUUCCGCUUCCUGGAGGCCUUGCAGGCUGCAUGUAUUCCAGUUAUUCUAAGUAAUGGCUGGGAGCUUCCCUUCUCUGAAGUAAUUGACUGGAGGAAAGCUGCCAUCAUUGGCGAUGAGAGGCUGCUAUUACAGGUUCCCUCCAUUACCCGGUCCGUGGGCCAUGACAGGAUCUUGGCUCUCCGCCAGCAAACUCAGUUCCUCUGGGACGCCUACUUCUCCUCCAUAGCCAAAAUAGUCUUAACAACUCUUGAGAUCAUCCAGGACCGCGUGGACUCCCUUAUAUCCAGAAACCGUUUGUUGUGGAAUUCCCUACCUGGUGGUCUGUAUGCACUCCCUCAGUACUCAACUGACGCCGCCCAGUUUCCUUUUUACUAUGCUCUACUGGGUAAGAGCCCAUCGCAGCAGUUCACCACUGUGAUCCAUAUGGUAACUCCUCUGCAGUCCCAGAUAUCCCCUGUGGUGAAGCUCAUCAUCGCUGUAGCCAAGUCCAAGUUCUGUGCACAGAUUGUGGUUUUAUGGAACUGCGACAAGCCUUUACCUCCUAGAAACAAGUGGCCCUCCACCAGUGUGCCUCUCACUGUCAUUGAAGGACAGACCAAGACGAUGAGCAGUCGUUUUUUCCCCCAUGACGCCAUCAUCACCGACGCAGUCCUCAGUCUGGAUGAAGACUCUGUUCUCUCAACCAAUGAGGUGGACUUUGCCUUCACUGUGUGGCAAAGUUUUCCCGAGCGUAUUGUUGGUUAUCCAGCAAGGAGCCACUACUGGGAUAGUUCCAGAUCACGCUGGGGCUACACUUCCAAGUGGACCAAUGAGUACUCCAUGGUCCUUACAGGAGCAGCUUUUUACCACAGAUACUAUCACUACUUGUUCACUCACUACAUACCGGCUAGCCUGCUGACAAUGGUGGACCGCAUGGCUAAUUGUGAAGACAUCCUGAUGAACUUCCUCGUUUCGGCCGUGACCAAGCAACCUCCAAUCAAAGUCACACAGAAGAAGCAGUACAAGGAAACUAUGAUGACCCAGGGCUCCAAAGUGUCAUCUCGUUGGGCUGACCCGGACCAUUUCGCCCAGCGACAGAGUUGCAUGAACGCCUUUAGCCACUGGCUAGGUUUCAUGCCCUUAGUGCACUCCCAGAUGAGGUUGGACCCAGUGUUGUUCAGAGACCAGGUUUCCAUCCUGAGGAAGAAGUACAGGGACAUUGAGAGGUUGUGAACACACAAGGACAUGACAAAUCACAGUAGAGGCUGGAGAGCUGUGUGUGUGUCCUGAAUGACUGUUUAUGAGGCUAUAAAGGAAAAUUCACACAUGCACUGGACAUAAAAGUGAUAAAACACUGAGGUAUCUGCAAGACCUUUAAAUGCAAAUUUCUAUGGGAAAAAAAAAGCUUCUGUACAUGUGGUUGGUUACAGUGAGCAACUGUGCAUAGCUGCCAUCUGUGACAAUACACAUAAUAUGAAUGCAUGUAGACACAUGCAACAAAGACUUGGACACAUUCAAGCUGACCACGUGUACGUAUGUGUUGCAUGGUUUAAACAAGACAAGACUGUGUUUAAAAAAAAAAUCAAGUAUGUCUACAGUGGAAGUUGACAAACGGCUAAAGAGAUUCGAGGUUGUAUUCAUGAAGUCAGUAAUUAAAGAAAAGAGUUUGUGUAGACAAAAACAACAAGCUGUUCUUUCUGGCCACAUCACAGCUAAUGGCCCCAAAACACCCAGAGACGAUGGCAGUGCACCUCUUGUAUAUUAUUGUAGAUUUGCAGCAGCAGUUCCUGUCUGUAUGAAGCAAAUAAAAAAUAAAAUAAAGAGAUGUUAUGUUAUAAGGCGAGAGGAUUUGUCUCAACUCAGUUCAGUUCUUCCAUGCAUUUUAAGAAAAUUGCAUCUUUCUUUGACUACACACUCUCCUUGUUACUCUCCUUGCUGUUUUGCCUGCACAUCUAUAGCAAAGUAAACAAUAACGAGAACAUUUAUUUUCAACAAGGAACUGACUAACUAAUAAAGUAUGAUUAAUGCAAUCAAUAAAGAAAUAAGAACAUCAAGAAAUGUCAACAUCUGUCAAAUGUUUAGUAGUGAUGUAUUAACCUCACUAUAAAGAUUAGAUAUCAGUUUUCAUAAGAUUAGCUACAGCUAAUGAAUCCACAAAAGCUUGUGGGAAGUAAAUCUCAUCACUUUGCUUUGGCCAUAGUAAACAGCAGCAGUGGUAAGGAGUGGGAGGGCAGCAGCUUGGUUCAUAAAUGCAUAGUCUUUUUUACUGUCUCAACCUCAGAAUCUACAGACGGCAAAUGAGGCAGCAGCUGGUUUUACUGCAAGUCCACCGAAUUACAUAAAGUAUGUAGUGGUGAACUGAAACAGCAAUGAAAUAAGCAUCAUCAGCUUUAAAGUGAUUAUCAAGCCUGGGGUGAAUAAAAAGACCUUUAUGAUACCAGUGAGAAGAAUAUGCAGUCUGCUCUUUUUAGCUAUGUGACGGGGUAUAACUUAGUUGGCAGAUAACGGCAGCCUGUGGUGUGCGGGCUAGUGGGAUUAGUCUUAGCUGAGAGUUGCAACUUGCUGCUGCCAAUAAAAAAAGUUUACUUUCAAUGUUGCCUGGUAACAGCCGCGACCAUAACUGCUCAGUAGCUGCACCUAAAGGCCCAUAGUGCAACAAAGUGGGAGACCUUAAUGUGGGAAUCCUGGUCUAGUGUUGUAUGACUCACUGUCUAAACGUAACAACUGCUCUGCUCUGAUAAAAAGUCAACCUGUGUACAUAAAAUCAUCAUGUUUAAGAAAGCGUAAGAGUAAAAUGCUAAAGACAUUCUAAAAACUAGUAAUAGUAAGUGAAUUCAUCAAACCCAUGUUUUGUGUUGUGUAUUUUAACCUGUGCUUUGUCCUCUCUCCCUCCCGUUACCCCUAACCAGUCACUGCAGAUGGUCUCCAAGGGGUUCCAUCAGUUUAAAGGGAGUUUUUCCUUCUCACUGUCACUAAGCGCUUGUUCAAAGAGGGUAGCUUGAUUGUUGGGGUUUUCUCUGUGUUAUUGUAGGGUUGUUACCUUACAAAAUAAAGAACCUCAAGGUGACUGCUGUUGUGAUUUGGUGCUAUAUAAAUUGAAUUGAAUACAAAUAAAGUAAUGUUAUAGCAGUACAGCAACAUACCUUCUAGACUUGUAGUCAAGACCGCCUAAUCCAAGACCAAGACAAUACCAAGACCAGAGGGUAUCGAGACCAAGACAAGACCAAGACAGACCGAGUCCAGACCAAGACAAAGUCGAGACGAGACCGAGACAAAAAAAGUCUUUAAACUGCAGCCAGAUGCUGCUUCGUUUACAGGUGUCAGGCAUAUUUAUGUGUUUUUGUGAUGCACUCGUACAGCCCUCCUCACCACUGUCUACUGCCUCACUCACUUACUGAGAGGACAGACACACGCUCCACUUGACUGUCGCG